AUGUCCACUCCUGUCCCGCCCACGCACGUAUACAAAGCCAGUGACCCACCUCAGCUACAUCAAACUUCGAUGGAGGCUCUUCGGGAAUACUUCAUGCGCCUGGAAUACUACAACCGGCGUGUGGCCCAGUCUAGCAACUGCCCUCGCUAUGCCCCUGCUCCCGGAGCGCCCGCCACCUCGUCGACUCCCCUGUCGACCGCUCCCGCCGCUCGCACUCGUCCUGGUAUGGUGGCGGCCAUCCAGAUGUUCCAAGAAACGGGUGAUUCAACCGCGUUUGCUGGCCUCAACAGCGACUCGGAAGACGAUGAUUACUCGUGCGCCCCUCGCUCGUUCCCGCCUUUACCCGUCUCUCUGCGUGGUGCUCAUGGUACCCUCACUGCCUCGGCCCUCGUAGAUUCGGGGUCGCCUCAAACGUUCCUCAGUGAGGACUUCGUUUAG
This is a messenger RNA of Microbotryum saponariae, 438 nucleotides long. The record is from the annotation of a GenBank genome assembly. Lineage: Eukaryota; Fungi; Basidiomycota; Microbotryomycetes; Microbotryales; Microbotryaceae.